Paramecium sonneborni is the source of this 1221-nucleotide messenger RNA. The record is from the annotation of a GenBank genome assembly. NCBI's taxonomy places the organism in Eukaryota, Ciliophora, Oligohymenophorea, Peniculida, Parameciidae.
AUGUAAAUACAAAAAGAUCUCAAAUCACGUAUACAAGAAAUACUUUAAAAACACAAUAUUAAAUAAGUAGAUUUAGCAAGAGAAAUAGGCAUCCAUCAUAGUACUCUCUCACUUUGGAUGUAAAAUAAAAAUAAACCACGCAAAUAAGAUAUUUCUAAUUCACAAAGUACAAGAAUAGAAGAAUUAUUGGAAAGAUGGAUUGCUACAUUUCAUGCUAAUAAAGGUUAAGGUAUGGGUACUGGACAAUUUAGACUUCCUGAUAGUAGAGCUUCAUAAUUUUGUAAUACUUUUAUUCAUUUAUCAAAAUCUUAGUAUCCCAUCACACUGUUAGACCUGUCUUACCUAUCUCUAAAUUUCAUAUCCUUAGAAAUCAAUAUCAAAAUUCCAUUAAGUAAUAAAGAUAAGAAAUCAUUUUACGUAAAACUUAAGAACAAUUAAAAAACAAUCCCAAUAUUUCAUUACAAUAAGCUUUCAAUCAAUCUGUAAAACAAUUACUCAUUAUUUAUUCAGGCUUAAGAUAUUCCCAUUGAACCUCCUAAACAUCAAUAAUUAGUUCCAAUCACUAUUGAUUUUGAAUUAGAUGGCAAAAAAAUUUACUAAACUUUUUGUUGGAAUUUAAAUGAAUCUCAUAUGAUACCUGAAACUUUUGCAAGAAUCAUUACUGAAGAAAAUUAAUUGCCUUCAGUAAUUGAAUAAGAAAUUUGUACUUAAAUAAAGAAGCAAGUUUAAAAUUAUAAAUGUUACUAUCCUACAAAAAAUGAAAUGUUAAAAAAUCUCCAUGUAGAUCUUAGAGUUGAAAAUAUUCAUUUUAAAGAUUAGUUAGAAUGGGAUAUGAAUAAUACUAUGAAUUCACCAGAAGCAUUAGCAGAAAUUACAGCUAAAGAAAUGGGAAUGCCUGAAUAUUAUGAACCUAGAAUUGCUCAUGCAUUAAGAGAAUCAAUAUCUUCAUUGUAAAGAUAAAUGGAACCUAAAACUGGUGAAGACUAUAGUAACUUAAAAAAGAGUACAAGAACUUUGAUUGAAAGUACUACAAAUUACAAUCAAUUCAAAAAUGUUAUGUUUUCAAAUUAAAUAAAUGAUAAAAAUUGGGUUAGAUGUGAAUUAGAAUAUGAUCAUUAGUUUUAAUGGGGUCCAUCAGUUGAACUUCUUGAUUCAAAUGCUCUCAGAAAUGUUUAAAAAUAGGAAGAUCGUAAAACUAGAUAUGUAAGAAGAUAAAGAUGA